AUGCUCUUUGUGGUUGUAGUUUGUCUUCUCAAAAAUCAAGUAGCGACGCAGGCAUUUCAACGACUUUCGGAUUCUUGUUUUGUUGGUAAUGAGAGCCAAGUAAAUCUCACCAUGAGUACAGCUUGUCCUCUUCUGCCAAGAGUUGAGUUCACGUUUGAAGCUAGCUGCUUAGUUACAUUGGAUGAAAAAGGAAUCACAAACUGGGGAUGUGCUCCUUGCUACUGGAAUGAGAAGCUGGACGCUAUGUGUUACCCCACAGAUCAUCACCAAUACCGUCAUUGCUGCUGUCGGACGUCGGACUGCAACAAACUCCUCGUACUGGAUGCCAUUUUCGGAUGGGGACAUGCAACAACAGAGAACGGAACUUGUCUGUCGGCUUCCUUGUCUGUCAAUGCGAGCGAAGUCACUUGGAAACACAAUUCACCGGAGCACUGUGAAAACGAUGAACCCAUUUGCGUAUUGAAACUGAAACCUUCCUCUGGAGGAAUUGAAUCGAUGCAAGCUGGAUGCAUGAGAAACAGCGAAUACAAUGAGGAAAAUAUUACGUCGUGCAAAAACGGGACUAACGAAUUAGGCGAGAAGGAUGGAUACAAAAGUUGGUGUUGCUACGGCGAACAAUGCAGUAGAAAGCUCUAUCAAAAGCAUGUUUUCAACAUUUUGCAAGAAAUAAGACUCAGAGACGAAGACGGGUACCUGGGGCUAGUAUACAAGGAAAUGUACCAGGCAUCAGAACAUGUGUGGGCUACCGAUCAACUUUAUUAUGAGACGCAACCGAUAUUUGCGUCAAUUAUGUAUGCGUUCAUAACUAUAUACUUCAUCGGGCUCUAUUACAUAUACGUUAAUUAUAGACCGAAGGAAAUGCAUAAGCUGCCACCAAUGGCAAGAAAAAGGCGUACGGGAUCAAUUUCGGAAGACCGAUAG
Molecule: messenger RNA, 921 nt
Organism: Cylicocyclus nassatus
Lineage: Eukaryota; Metazoa; Nematoda; Chromadorea; Rhabditida; Strongylidae
Source: the annotation of a GenBank genome assembly